This is a messenger RNA of Trypanosoma rangeli, 2988 nucleotides long. RefSeq lists its product as uncharacterized. The transcript has a single exon. NCBI's taxonomy places the organism in Eukaryota, Euglenozoa, Kinetoplastea, Trypanosomatida, Trypanosomatidae. The record is from RefSeq and is a predicted model, not a curated record. The coding region runs from base 1 to 2988 and encodes 995 amino acids.
AUGGCGCUCUCCCUUCGCGACGUCACGGCACACCCCGCCGACGCCGAGGCGAUAGAGCUCCUCAAGGAUGAGUACAGGAGGUGGUGCGUCAGGAGUCUGGACGACGACGACGACGACGACGGGUAUGGUAGCGGAGACGGGGAGGGCUGCAACAACAACAGCGACGCCGGCGCCGGUGCCGACAACGACGACCUGUACUUCGGGCUGCCCAACGUAACGGGUGCCUUCAAUGUGCGGGCGCUGGCUCGGGUGAAGUUCCCACGCGUGUGGGUCGUGCCGUUGGGGACGAUACCAGCCGCCUGCUACGCAAACGCGGCGGUGAACGGGGGCUCGAGCAUGUCGGUUCUGGGUGAUUACAGUAAAGCCCGCGCGGUGGUGCGCGUGUGCAGCGAGCUGCUCAAGUCGCCGGGCGAGGGGGGCUUACCCCAGAAGGUGUUGGCCAUGUGGCCAGAGAGGCGACCGCAGUCGACUCUGCCUCACCUGACGCAGAAGCAGCAGCCGGUGCUUUACUGGCCUGCGUUUGUGACGCGUAUCGUAGGCGUCUUUGCAGACCCGCUGCUGGACGGCUCCCCCGCCUGCCAUGCCAAACUCCAGGCGCAUGAGAACUUUGACGACAUUCUUGUCAUGGCGCUGCGAUCGCCGAUGCGGGUCUGCGUGGAUGUGGCAUUCUGCAUCGACGAGGUUAGCGAGGCGCGGCGGCUCACCAUCGCCCCAGCGGUGCGGUACCCCGUCGGCGCCGCCACGACACAUGAUCCUGAGAUUGCCCGGGUCUCGGAGCUGGCCAGUGCAACGCUGAGGGCAGGCCAGAGGGAACACCUGCGGGCUGCCAGUGAGGCGGAUUGCCCACUGCUCGUGCCGGAGGUGAUGCCGGAGGUGGUGUCGAUCCGCAACUAUUCCUACACCGCUGUGCCCGGAAAAGGACGGCGGGCAGCAACCGUAGCGUCAGGCUCCGCAGCAGCCCUGGCAUUUUCACCGUCCAUUGGAGUGACUUCCACGGCAGGGGCGACGGUAGCGGGAGAUGCGGCAUUGCAGAGUAGAAACUGUGCUGUAGGCGGCGGCGUUGUUGCUACUGCUGGGUUACCCAGGGCAAAACUCAACCGCAACACGCUCUCGCACAGCCCUAUCGCGUUGCUGGAUAUGUUGGCGGGCCCCAUUUGUCACGCCGGGAAGUUUGUUUUCCUAAAGCCGACGGUGCAGACUGCAGUGGCGGCGCAGCGUGCAGCUGUGGAGGAACUUCGGGCACUUUGGCAGAGACUGCGACGGGCACGGUUAGAACCCCUUCGUGCUGAAGAAGCUACGCUGCCGUCUUUGCGUGCCGAGUCGAUGAAGGAGGCUGCAGAGCCGCCCUUGCAGCUGCCUGAUCCCCACACGUACGUGAGCCCGUACGUGCAGGAAGACCGCAAGACAAGGGGAGAAAUGAGACCACCAUCGCCUACCAAUCCAUCACAUGCGUUGGCCGCUGCGGGACCGCAGUGCAAGCUUCCCGUCCUGCAGGGUCACGGUGGUGGUGGAUUGGCAGGCGAGACAGCGUGGCGGCGGCGACAUCAGGCGCAUGCGCAUUUGGGACCUGCCUCUGAGUCUACUGGCAGUGCAGCUCAGAGCCAAGGUGCAGAGAGUGCGAGGCGCUCGGCGCGGGCUGAGAAGUCGCCCUCCCUGUUUCGCACGCAUGACCCGGAGAGUGACAUUAGAACCCCGUGCACCGUCACCGCAUCGCAGUGCUCGCUGCUGUGUGAGGGUGGCACAGACGCGGGUGCCGUCGGCGGCCCUGCGCGAACACCCAACAGCGUGGGCCGCGCCACCGCCAGCGGCCACUCCGUCACGCUGGGACGCAGUGGUCUGUGGAGCGGCAAUAGCCGCACGCCGACACCGACGCCAGAGGUGGAACCGCUAGAGAUCUCGUCCCUCCACGACGCGCGGCGCGGUCGGCAGGCUACCCCGCGAUCAAUACCGGAGAAUAGAGAAACUGCCGCUGCUUGCUCAGUGCGGCGGGUGUUGGAGACGAACAUCGGCAAUAGUAAUAGUGUCACCGUCACCUGUAACGAUGAUAAGGGCGCAGAGGCGGCAGUAGGCAACAACAGACACCCUUCGCAGGUGGUGGGCGAAGAUUCUGCGCUGAGCUGGCAGAGUCUCACGUGGAAUGCUAGUAGCGAGGAGAGCUCACCGUGGAGGGAAUUCAAUCACGCGCAGCAGCGACGGCGGCACAUCUCCUGGCAGGGCGCCGGAGAUACCGCAACGCAGGCAGGAACACCGGAUGAGGAGGCUGACGGGAGGGCGCAAGAAACAGCACCAAGCCCCUCGCCGUAUGCAAAGGAUGCCUUUCACAGCUUCUCAGCGCCAGUGUCAGCGGUAGCAGGCCAAGAGAAACAGACGCAGGGCUUAUCGCCGCCGCGGCACUUGGGUAGAAAUGAUGGAGUAUGUGGGAAUUGUCUUCACGCAUUUUCACUUUAUGCAUCGAGGUCUGUUAUGCCAGUCCGUGGCACCUGCGGCAGCACGGCAUGUGUCACAAGGGACCACGAGAAGCCGAUGGGAAGCCAUGAGCGGGCGACAACAGAAAGCGUGAGAAAGAGUAAGUCACCGAUGUUCACGUCGCCAACGCGGCAGACGUCGACUGCACCGUCCUCGUGGCAUUUAAUUGACCGUGCGGGCGACGACGCUGCAUCUAUCGCGGUGCGCCACGCGUCCCUCCCUUCGCAUGCAGCAAGGAUCCCCAGCGCGGACGUCGGUGGCGCGAAGUGCCGCAACCGCGGGCAUUCUGAGCCACACCCUCGCAGUCGCGCUUCGCGUCAGGCUCGUUUUUUUACCGCGGACACUGCCAGAAGUUGCCGCUACGCCCUGACCUCGUGGCGUGAUCCGUCCGGGGUGGAGGUCAACGUGGAUGAUGCACGCCUCCUCCCACCCGCCGUGGCAAGUGCGUCCCCGGCACAACCCGCCGUUCACCUCGAGUCGCACCAGGAGCUGCGGCGGCGAACGGGGCACGAAGAUGUUUGA